Messenger RNA from Plasmodium vivax (malaria parasite P. vivax), 1617 nucleotides. Its product is annotated as tRNA-guanine transglycosylases. The record is from RefSeq and is a predicted model, not a curated record. The transcript has a single exon. Lineage: Eukaryota; Apicomplexa; Aconoidasida; Haemosporida; Plasmodiidae. The coding region runs from base 1 to 1242 and encodes 413 amino acids. Gene Ontology annotation, molecular function: pentosyltransferase activity.
AUGCAUGUAUUGCAUUAUAUGACGGCGGCCCCCCCUUCUGAAGUCGCCAAAAUGAAGGAGCCCCCCCAGUACCGGGUGAACAAAAUAAAGGACAUCGAAACGCCAGCCACGACCAUCCUCACCAAUGACAUACAGCCAGAAUAUAUCAACUUGGAGUUGCUGCGAAAAAUAGAGGGGAACAAAUUUAUCCUCAACUGCCCACUACAGGAGGUGUACAAAAAUUUGGACAUAUACGUAAAGGCGAAAGAAUAUUUUUCAAAACAUGGAGGAGGCAAACUCAGCAAGUCGUAUCUGCACAGCUUCUCCGAUUUUGACAACACCUACAGGUAUAUGAACGUCAGAAAUAUUUUGACAAAAUUUUUUUUCAUAAAUAUUAACAAACACGUAACGAUGAAGCAGAGCAACUACACGGCCAUAUUUUCCAUCGACGAUUUUUGCAAAUGUGUCCAAAUUUUUGAGCCGGACAUUUUCUGCAUCCCAUCGGAGGAAAUAAAAAUAAAUGAAGAGGUGGGGAAGAAGAAAAAAAUACGAAUAAUAACACUAAUGAAUGAAUUCUUAAAAAAAAUAAAAAGUGUUAAGGAUAACCAAGAGGGUGAUGACUCCGUUUGUAUUGUCACCGUGCCGUCUACUAUCCAUUUGGAAAAAGGCACACUGGAGGAAAUGCUAAGUAAGUACGACUCUAUUAUUGGGGGGUAUAUGCUAAGUGGGAUUGGCUACGACGAAUCGAAUGAAGAAAGGACCUCCCAUUUGAACAGCAUUUUAGCGGCCCUACCCACAGACAAGUUGAAGCUUAUACAACUGAGUGUAGGUACCCCCAUCGAAAUUUUACAUUCCGUUUAUCACGGGAUAGAUAUCGUCGAAUCGAAUUUCCCCUACGAAUUGGCAAGAAGUGGAAAGGCUAUAAAUAUGCACAUCAAAAUGGAGACAAAGGAGAAGUACACAAACAACCUGCCCACCAUCGACCAUAUCAAUUUUCAGAAUAAAGAAAUUUUUAUUAUAGACUUAAAUGAUGCAAAAUACGCUUUGGAUUAUUCCCCCUUAACGGAUAAUUCGCCUAGAAAUGAAACCAAGUCGUAUGUACACCAUUUGCUCAAGUGCCAAGAGCUCACCGCGAAUGUCGUUUUGUCUUACCACAACCUGCACAUGUACAGCUCCUUCUUUCGAGAAAUCCGAGCGCAGAUAAGAAGCGGUAAUUUUCUGGGUUACAUCAACUGGUUUGUUGAGCGGCACCAACUGGGUUAGAGGAAGGUGCCAUCUUUUCCUCCCCUCCCCUGCAGGUUGAGCGGUGGGCUGGGGAGAGGUAAAAAAGUGGGCAAAUUGGUUGGAGUACUGCGAAAAAGGACUCAUGCCGUUCGCCCAAACUGCCCAUCCCAAAUGAACACUGUCAAAUGGUUCCCUUUAUAAAUUGCGUACUUGUCAUUUCCCCCUCCGAGCAGCUUUUUUUUGCUCCCAUCCCUUUUUCGUUCCUGCGAACGAUACCAACGUUUUAACAGUUUGUUUGCGUUACAUUUGUCCUUGCCCCAUUUUGUGAAAACUUCGCUCCAUUUUGUGGAAAAUCCCCCGGCUACUUCAAUUUAAUUUAAUUCAUUUCAGCUCAAUUCAAUUCAAUUUUGCUAC